UAAUGAAUUUCCUGAAGAUGUAUUUACAAAUAAGGAUCGGCAGGAGGGAGCAGUGCUGUUUCAUAUUAUUGGUGCUCUUUAUAUGUUCUAUGCCUUGGCUAUAGUAUGCGAUGACUUCUUUGUUCCCUCGUUAGAGAAAAUUUGUGAGAAAUUACACUUGAGUGAAGAUGUUGCUGGAGCCACUUUCAUGGCUGCAGGAAGCUCGACCCCAGAGUUAUUUGCAUCUGUAAUAGGUGUAUUUAUCACUCAUGGUGAUGUAGGAGUUGGGACUAUUGUUGGGUCAGCAGUUUUCAACAUCCUUUGCAUUAUUGGCGUCUGUGGGAUAUUUGCGGGACAGGUGGUUCGUCUCACCUGGUGGUCUGUGUUUAGGGACUCAGUGUACUACACACUUUCUGUGAUCCUUCUUAUCAUUUUCAUAUAUGAUGAGCAAAUAGUAUGGUGGGAGAGCCUUAUACUCAUCGUUAUGUAUUUCUUCUACAUACUUAUCAUGAAGUACAAUGUGAAGAUGCAAAAGUUGUUUACCAUCAAAAGCAUGAACGUUGGGAAUGGCAACACAGUCAGCAAUGAGCUGGAAGAUGUGAAGGGAAAGCAGCAAUAUGGCAAAAACCCGGUGGUGAUGGUGGAUGAGAUCAUCUGCUCCAGUCCCCCGAAAUUCCGCUUCCCUGAAGCUGGCUUACGAAUAAUGAUUACAAAUAAAUUUGGACCCAGAACCAGACUGCGGAUGGCAAGCAGGCUUAUUAUUAACGAGCGUCAGCGACUGAUCCACUCUGCCAAUGGCACAAGCAAAACGCUUCACAAUGGGAAACAUGAAAAUAUUGAAAACGGGAACAUCAUUGUGGAAAAUCAAGAGGAGGAGAAUGAGCAUGAAAACGCGUCUCCCUUUUCAGCACCAGAUGGAAAAAUGAACAAAGUCAAAUGGAUUUUCACGUGGCCAUUGCUAUUCCUGCUCUUUUGUACCAUUCCAAACUGCAGCAAACCCCGCUGGGAGAACUUUUUUAUGCUGACAUUCAUUUUAUCCACUUUGUGGAUUGCUUUGUUCUCCUAUUUUAUGGUGUGGAUGGUUACUAUAAUUGGAUACACUCUGGGGAUCCCUGAUGUUAUCAUGGGCAUUACUUUCCUAGCUGCAGGAACGAGUGUACCAGACUGCAUGGCCAGCUUAAUAGUAGCAAGACAAGGUCUUGGUGAUAUGGCAGUAUCCAAUACAAUAGGGAGCAAUGUAUUUGACAUUUUAGUAGGCCUUGGAGUACCAUGGGGCAUGCAAACUAUGUUGAUUGAUUAUGGAUCAGUGGUUAAGAUAAAUAGCAAGGGACUGGUCUAUUCGGUUGUGCUUCUGCUGGGGUCUGUAGCUCUUACUGUGGGUGGAAUCCAUGUAAAUAAAUGGAAACUUGACAAGAAACUAGGCUUCUACGUGCUGUUUCUUUAUGCCAUUUUCCUGUGUUUCUCUGUAUUGAUAGAGUUUAAUGUCUUCACCUUUGUCAACUUUCCAAUGUGCCGAGAAGAUCUUUAAAACAAGCCACAACCAUGAGAGGGGCUGACAUACUCUUGAUUCCUUGUGCUAUAAAUGAUAGGAGACAUUUUACAUUUCUACCUUCUCAUCAGUCAUCUGAUUUUCUUUCCUGCUUUGUCAUCCAACAAGCACUUUUACUUACCUGGAAGGAAAACAAACCUUUCUUUUAACAUGCUAGCUCAAGGCAACCAAAGCAUUUUCCUCUUUGGGUAUUGCUGCUCAGCCAUCCAACUUGUGGAUCUCAUGCAGAGCACUCAAAAGUCCGAUUUUCAUGGUGUUCUGCUGUGGUUUUCAUUCUCCUUAUGCAGACAGUAAUGCACCACAGUCAAUCGGAACAAGACUAGAAUAAACUCUCCUCUCUCUUUUUUUGACAUUUACUGUCCAUGGAAGAAGAAGAGGCUGGCUCAGAACUUUUCUUGACUCCAUUAAAGCAUCGGAGCUACAGGACCAGAAAGUCCGAUGCACAUAACAUGGCAUGCACUGUUGUGAACAUAUGUUUUUCCCCUUCAAGUGCUCUGUUUAUAGAGGAACUGCAUUGACAUUUAUAAGCCUUUGUUGGUGAUUUCUGAAUAUUUAAUCACUCUCUUUUU
Trachemys scripta elegans is the source of this 2097-nucleotide messenger RNA. It is a transcript of the gene SLC24A4, whose product is annotated as solute carrier family 24 member 4. The record is from RefSeq and is a predicted model, not a curated record. Bases 83 to 1507 code for a protein of 474 amino acids. Gene Ontology annotation, molecular function: calcium, potassium:sodium antiporter activity; calcium channel activity. Gene Ontology annotation, biological process: calcium ion transmembrane transport; sensory perception of smell; intracellular calcium ion homeostasis. The transcript is spliced from 15 exons. Lineage: Eukaryota; Metazoa; Chordata; Testudines; Emydidae. Gene Ontology annotation, cellular component: membrane.